GCACCUCAACUUCCUCUCGGCUCCUCUCCUCUCGCGCCGCCCUCGGGGCCCGCCCUCCUCUGCCUGGUGGCGCCGGGAGGCUGUUUUUCCACUCACUGGCGCGCAGACUCCAUCCCACUGUUUUCUUCUCUCUUUUCUGGAGUUAGAUUAGUCUGAAGCCGCCACCAGCCCCAGGCUCCCGUGCAGAAGAAAAGCGGGAGGGAACGGCUGAGGUUGCCGCUGCCCUGCACCGCCCUCCUGGAGGCCACUUGGAGAGUCCUGCCCCGAGGAGGCCAUGGCCACAAGUGCCCACAGCUGGCCCCAGGAAACACCAGGCCAACCACAGCUGGGGAUAAAAUAGCACAACCACACCCUGCCAUCCAGCGCCUCCCAGCCUGUGCCCCUUCCUAGUACCACCAGCAACCAUCAAUCCCGUCUCCUCCUACCUCCUCUCCUGCAAUCCACCCUGCCACAACUGUCGCCAUGGCAGCCCUGAUCGCAGAGAACUUCCGCUUCCUGUCACUCUUCUUCAAGAGCAAGGAUGUGAUGAUUUUCAACGGCCUGGUGGCACUGGGCACGGUGGGCAGCCAGGAGCUGUUCUCUGUGGUGGCCUUUCACUGCCCCUGCUCACCGGCCCGGAACUACCUCUACGGGCUGGCGGCCAUCGGCGUGCCCGCCCUGGUGCUCUUCAUCAUUGGCAUCAUCCUCAACAACCACACCUGGAACCUCGUGGCCGAGUGCCAGCACCGGAGGACCAAGAACUGCUCCGCCGCCCCCACCUUCCUCCUUCUAAGCUCCAUCCUGGGCCGUGCGGCUGUGGCCCCUGUCACCUGGUCUGUCAUCUCCCUGCUGCGUGGCGAGGCUUAUGUCUGUGCUCUCAGUGAGUUCGUAGACCCUUCCUCACUCACGGCCAGGGAAGAGCACUUCCCAUCAGCCCACGCCACCGAAAUCCUGGCCAGGUUUCCCUGCAACGAGAACCCUGACAACCUGUCAGACUUCCGGGAGGAGGUCAGCCGCAGGCUCAGGUAUGAGUCCCAGCUCUUUGGGUGGCUGCUCAUCGGCGUGGUGGCCAUCCUGGUGUUCCUGACCAAGUGCCUCAAGCAUUACUGCUCGCCACUCAGCUACCGCCAGGAGGCCUACUGGGCGCAGUACCGUGCCAAUGAGGACCAGCUGUUCCAGCGCACGGCCGAGGUGCACUCUCGGGUGCUCGCUGCCAACAAUGUGCGCCGCUUCUUUGGCUUUGUGGCGCUCAACAAGGAUGAUGAGGAACUGGUUGCUAACUUCCCAGUGGAAGGCACGCAGCCACGGCCACAGUGGAAUGCCAUCACCGGUGUCUACUUGUACCGUGAGAAUCAGGGCCUCCCACUCUACAGCCGCCUACACAAGUGGGCCCAGGGUCUGGCAGGCAACGGUGCAGCCCCUGACAACGUGGAGAUGGCCCUGCUCGCCUCCUAAGGAGCUGCUUCCCAUGCUCUUUGUAAAUGGCACUACUUGGUCCCAAACUGAACCCCACUGCUUGCUCACAUCCAUAUCAGAAGAGGAUUUUUUAAAAACUGCAUCUUCUUGGCCAGGGGAAAGGAGCACAAGGCAAUCUGGGGUGUGGAGAGACCCAGUAGACAAUGGAAGCCCCAGCCAGCAGGACCAGGUGACAGUGAAGCUCACCAGUGGGCUCCUUUAUGGUACUCUAUGCAGUUAACAUGUGUCUAGCUGCAUAGGGACACCCAGCGCAGCAGUGCACCACUGGGAAGCGGCCUCCAGGGCAGCCUCUGGCCUUAUUUUAUAUAUUUAAAUUUUUGAUAAAGUUUUUCUUACUAGAAGGA
Molecule: messenger RNA, 1799 nt
Organism: Nomascus leucogenys (northern white-cheeked gibbon)
Lineage: Eukaryota; Metazoa; Chordata; Mammalia; Primates; Hylobatidae
Gene: CALHM2
Product: calcium homeostasis modulator family member 2
Molecular function (GO): monoatomic cation channel activity
Source: RefSeq, a predicted model, not a curated record